Messenger RNA from Galendromus occidentalis (western predatory mite), 2478 nucleotides. RefSeq names its product glycine--tRNA ligase (gene GlyRS). Gene Ontology annotation, biological process: mitochondrial glycyl-tRNA aminoacylation. Bases 186 to 2225 code for a protein of 679 amino acids. NCBI's taxonomy places the organism in Eukaryota, Metazoa, Arthropoda, Arachnida, Mesostigmata, Phytoseiidae. Gene Ontology annotation, molecular function: ATP binding; glycine-tRNA ligase activity. Gene Ontology annotation, cellular component: cytoplasm; mitochondrion. The transcript is spliced from 5 exons. The record is from RefSeq and is a predicted model, not a curated record.
CUGUCGUCUUCCGCCGCGUUGCCCAGUUCAGCAGCGUUCGUGUGAUCGAUCUGCUUGAACGUCAGCAGCUUGUGAUCCUUGCAAGUCGGAGAGAUUUCCAUAGUUCACCGUGCAUCCAAAAACUAGCUGAGGACUGGGGUUCGAAAAAGAAACGCGAAAGGAAACUUCAAUACGUUCGAAACAACAUGGACCCAAAACUCGAAGAAAUCCUGGCACCGCUCCGGCUGUCAGUUAAAGAACAGGGUGAUGUCGUUCGAGAUCUGAAAACCUCAGGCGCUCCGGAAUUGGAUAUUAAGAGGGCAGUUGCCGAGCUGAAAUCCAGAAAGAAAAUACUAGAGGAUAAAGAGCUGGCGCUAUGUCCUGCCGACGCUACCUUCGACAGAACUCGGAUGGAAGAUCUCUUGAAGAGACGUUUCUUCUACGACCAGUCCUUCGCCAUCUAUGGAGGAAUCACAGGGCAAUAUGAUUUCGGGCCGAUGGGGUGCGCGACGAAAAACAAUUUUCUCCAAGCCUGGAGGAGACAUUUUGUACUCGAAGAGGGCAUGCUCGAAGUCGACUGCUCGAUCCUGACUCCUGAAACAGUUCUCAAAGCAUCUGGUCACGUGGAUCGAUUCGCCGACUUCAUGGUUAAAGACGUCAAGAACGGCGAAUGCUUCCGUUUGGAUCACUUGAUAAAAGCCCAUCUGGAAAAAGUAGCCGCGGAUAAAAAAUCAUCGCCGGAACUGAAAGCGGAAUGCGAGACCAUCGUCAUAAAACUCGAUGGCAUGACCGAAGAAGAGCUGAGGAACGUUCUCAGACGUUUCGACAUGAAAUCGCCGAUCACCGGAAACGACCUCACUGAUCCGAUCGAAUUCAAUCUGAUGUUUGCCACUCAGAUCGGGCCCUCUGGCCUGAUCAAGGGAUUUCUCCGUCCGGAGACCGCCCAGGGAAUCUUCGUCAACUUCAAGAGACUGCUCGAGUUCAACCAGGGCAAGCUGCCUUUCGCAGCCGCUCAGAUCGGGUCCGCGUUCCGAAAUGAAAUCUCACCCCGCUCUGGACUCAUCCGGGUCCGAGAGUUUCAGAUGGCCGAGAUCGAGCAUUUUGUCGAUCCAUCGAACAAGGCACAUCCCAAGUUCGGAAGUCUCCAAGAUCUCGAGUUGGUUUGCUAUUCCGCUUGCGACCAAAUGGAAGGGAAGGCAGCGAAAGCAGUACGUUUAGGCGAUGCCGUAGCCACGAAACUGAUCGCGAACGAAACCCUCGGGUAUUUCUUGGGAAGGAUUCACCAGUUCCUCGUGAAAAUCGGCAUCGAUCCCAACCGACUGAGAUUCCGUCAACACAUGGCUAACGAAAUGGCUCAUUACGCUUGUGAUUGCUGGGACGCCGAAAUCAAGACCUCCUACGGAUGGGUCGAGUGCGUCGGCUGCGCGGAUCGUUCGUGUUUCGAUCUUCAACAGCACAGCAAAGCAACGAACGUUCGCCUCGUGGCCGAGAAGCUGCUGCCCGCUCCGAAAACGGUUGAUUUCGUCGAGGUCAUCCCUCAGAAAGCCGUUGUUGGGAAAGUGUUCAAAAAGGAGGCGAAAGAUGUCCUGGAUGCUCUCUCAACGUUCAGCGGAGAACGAAUCGCAGCGAUGGAAGCGGAUCUGCAGAAUGGAACCGCCCAUAAGAUCACGUGCGCAUCCGGGAAGGAAGCCGAGAUCACCAAGGACAUGAUCCAGGUUAAGAGAGGAUCCAAGACCCUGCACGUCGAAGAAGUAGUACCGGGGGUGAUCGAACCAUCUUUCGGAGUUGGGCGAAUUCUUUAUUCGCUCUUCGAGCACAAUUUCAGAACUCGAGAAGGCGAUGAGCAGAGGACCUAUUUCUCUCUGCCUCCAAUCGUCGCACCUCUCAAGUGCUCGGUCCUACCCUUGUCCGGCAACGCAGAGUUCGUCCCGCUCGUGACGAAGCUCUCAGCUGAGCUCACUCGUUGCGAUGUGAGCCACAAGGUCGACGAUAGCGCGGGAUCGAUCGGAAAGCGGUACGCUCGUACCGACGAGAUCGCGAUUCCCUUCGGUGUCACCGUGGACUUCGACUCGCUCGCGGAACCGCACACUGCGACGUUGAGAGAACGAGACUCGAUGACGCAAGUUCGCUGUCCCGUUGACGAUAUUCCGCAUCUGAUUCGCGAUCUCAGUCUGGGCAAAAUCACUUGGCAGAACGAGGUCCAGCCCAAGUACCCCAAGUUCGAACAACAGGAGGCCACUAAGUAAUUGCUGUGACUUGUCGGGAACGGAAUAGGGAAGCGAGAGACAUUGCACCCACACUCGGGCAGCGCACAUCUGAAUUCUAUCUCUCAUGCUUUAUAAAUGUGUCGCGAAUUAAAUGUGAAUGUCUGGAGAAUGCUUGCGUUCAGGGGGCUAAAAAGAUUAGGGGCGCAAAAGGUUCUCAACCAUACCAACGAAACUUCGAUUGAAGUCCGGAUAGCGACUCGGGCCGCCCAUCGGAAUAAACUCAUUCAGAAAA